CUUGGUUUCAGUGAAUUAGUUCAAAUUAUAUACAUUUCACAUCACGUAGUGGUUUGAAUUUUUUUGGGGGUCAUAACUUAUAAAUGCAAUACAAAUGGUAAUAACUAAUAAGAGUCCAAAUUAACAAUAUACAAAAGUUUGAGGAUCAAAAGGAAAGCGUGUGUUGAUAAUAAGGCUAUAUUUGUUAUUGCAAGAAGAGAAAACUUUCCACAUUUUGCUCAAACAUGUUCCAUCUUCAAGUUAGCAAGAGGUUUCUGCCUAUACUGAAAUCCAAAAAGCAGAGUACCCAUGAAAACCCAAACUCCACCGGCAAUAUGGUCAAAUCUUCAUCCGUCAUUCGCCUCCUAUUCUUGCUCUUCAUAACAGUUUCGAUCCAAGCCCUUUUCAUUGUACUGAAGAUUCGAGAUUCCGGCGGCCGUGGAUCUCAGCAGCAGCUGCAGAGGUCGGCGGGAAACUUUCCGGCUGAGCGCAAAGGAUGCGAGAACGGCUUGGUUUAUAUGUACGAACUUCCUCCGAUGUUCAACAAGGAGCUGCUAGACAAGUGCGAUGAGUUGGAUCCUUGGGGUUCCCGGUGUCCGGCGGUUUCCAACAACGGGCUUGGCCCGAGAGCGACCAACCUCGCCGGAGUUGUGCCGGCGAAUCUCACCCCGGCUUGGUAUCAGACCGACAAGUACACUUCUGAGGUGAUUUAUCACGCCAGGAUGAUGGAUUAUGAAUGCCGGACGGAGGUGCUGGAAGAGGCCACCGCGUUUUACGUUCCGUUUUAUCCCGGAUUGGCAAUCUGGAAGUACUUGAACUCCAAUUACACGGCGAAAGACCGGGACCGGCCCGCCGAGAUGUUGCUGGAUUGGCUUCAGAGUCAGCCCUCUUGGAGGAAGCGAAACGGGGCGGAUCACUUCUUGGUUCUGGGAAGAUUAACUUGGGAUUUUCGCCGGAGUCAGGAUUCCGACUGGGGAUCUAGUCUAAUUUACAUGCCGGCGAUGCAAAACGUGAUGAAAAUCGCCGUGGAAAGGUACCCCUGGGAUGAACUGGAAUUCAGUGUUCCGUAUCCGACAGCAUUUCAUCCUAGAUCCAGAUCCGAUAUUGAAGAAUGGCAAAGGUAUAUCCGAUCCAGGACCCGAAAAAGCUUGUUCAGCAUCGUGGGCAAGCCCCGGAAGAACGAUUUUGGAAGUCUCCUAAUGGACAAUUGCAAGACUGAAUCCAGAUCUUGCAAAUUCGUCGAUUGUUCAGUGAAGAGAUGCUCGGGAACAGAACCGGGGGUUUUGGAAACGUAUCUGGAUUCGAAUUUUUGCUUGCAGCCAAAAGGAGAUACUUCAACUAAGAGGGCAUUCUUUGAUUGUAUGGUGGCUGGUUCAAUCCCUGUUUUCUUCUCGGAGUUCAGCUUCAAUGGUCAGUAUGAGUGGCAUUUGCCAUUGAUUGGUGAGAGUUACUCUGUGUUCAUUGACUCUAAAGAUGUGGAAAGUGGUAAAGUUUCGAUUAGAAAUAGGCUUGAGGAGAUUAGUGAAGAGAAGGUUAGGAAAAUGAGGGAAACCAUCAUUGAAUUCCUGCCCAAAAUUUUGUAUGCAGAAUCUAAACAGGGUUUAGGUAACCUUAAAGAUGCUUUCGAAAUUACCAUUGAAAGAGUAGUGAAAAAGGUACGAUGGGAAUUGAAAAAGAAGCCAUCUUUGUUGUUGUAGUAGUUUGUGAGAGUUUUGAGAGUUACCCCCAGUAAAAAAUAACUGGAAUUCUUUGAAGAAAGUGAUUUUUACAACAUUCUUUGUUUUCCUUUCACUGUUGUUGUGUUAUUAAUGUGCGUCUGCUAUCAUCAUUAUUAUUUCGCU
Oldenlandia corymbosa var. corymbosa is the source of this 1820-nucleotide messenger RNA. Lineage: Eukaryota; Viridiplantae; Streptophyta; Magnoliopsida; Gentianales; Rubiaceae. The record is from the annotation of a GenBank genome assembly.